AUGAUCCCCGCUACCAAGCGGACAGUCAACUCAUGUCUUCGAUGCCGUGCGCGAAAGAUUCGCUGCGGUCGCGAAAGACCAGAGUGUCAAAACUGCGCACGUCAUGGGCAUUCCUGCCGAUAUACCCCUACGACUCCCAGUGAGCGAAACUCCACAAGACCCGAGGGUCAGGAUGGGUCUUACAAGGAGCUUUCACAGCGACUCAGUCAUCUGGAGGCGGUAGUCGCGCGAUUGGCAGGCACCGCGCCCGAGGAUUCCCUUCCGGAGGGAUCUGCUGUUUCCAAUGCUGGUGAUGUCCAUAUUGUGGACAGUGAGCCACGCCUGUUGUCGGGGUCAUACUGGAAGCAAUUAGCUGCACAGCAUCCCGAUUUCAACGCCCUCUUAGACGCGAACCAAGAUGGAGACCUACCGCCCAAACGAAUACAGCCCAAUCGACCCUUGAACUUAUUCGUCGCUCCAGACCCUCAAUUUCACCCCCAUGAUUACAUUCCACCCCUAGCUGACGCCGAGCGAUUGUACACCAUCUUCGUCGACAGGGUGGACCCAGUCGUGCGCAUCAUUCAUAAGCCGACAUUUCUUGAGGAGAUGCAAGAGUACUACAUCCAAGUUGGACAGGAUAAUGGAGCUGAGAAAAGAUCGACCGCAGCAUUUGAGGCGCUUCUCUUUUCCGUGUUAUUUGCCGCUCUCACCAGCUUGUCUGAGCAGGAGCACUGGGACCCAUCGCCUCCAAGUCAGGACACUGCCCCUGGACAGAUCAAGCAGGGCUGCUUACAAGCUCUUCGGCUUGCUAUAGAACAGAGUCUGGUCCGAUCCGAGCUGCUUGAGCGGCCCCGCCUCCAUUCAAUCUCGGCUUGCUGUCUCUUUUUGUUUGUUACGUGUGAGGAAACCGAUGUACCAUACCAUUAUUGCUUAACUGGUCUGUUACUACGUGUUGCGCGAUCAUUCUCUCUCCAUGUGGACCCAGAAGCGCUGGCAGAUCGGAAGCGAAUACAAAAGCCAACAGAAGCUCCAUUUAGCGCCAUUGUUACUGAAGUUCGCCGACGACUGUGGCAUGUUAUUGUCCAUCUCGACUUCAUGUCUAGCGAAGCACGUGGCGUAGAUCCUGAACCCAUAACCAUCCAAACAUGGCCUACUACACUUGCGACUGCGUUACCCACGAACAUGAAUGACGAGGAUAUUGUGCAAAACUCACUAGGAGAUAACAAUAACGCACGUUUUACCGACAUGACAAUGUCUCUCGUUCGCUACCACCUUUCCCUCGGUGUGAGACAGCUAGUGACAACCCCUGCCCCUCCAUCUGGCUCUGACACAAUUCAGAAGUGUCUUGAUGAAACAGUGGAAAUAGUGGAGAGACAUUACCUGCAAUUUUGUCAUGCCAGCGAUCCUAUUCAGACAGUCACGCUGGAGCUUGGCCGCCUUGGUGAGUAUAAACUCCGGCUCAUUCUGUAUCAUCGAUUCCUGAAAGAACGUGAUGGCACGGCCAAUAAUGCCUACUGGAGCCCAGCUCGAAAGAAGGCUAUGGAAAAUGCUAAAGACCUCAUCUCCUCCUAUCAAACCCUUUUGGCCGACCCUUAUAUCAGACGAUUCCAUUGGCACAUUCGCCGGCACUCCCAACUACAUGGAAUGCUCCAUAUAAUCAACGAGCUAUCAACAAUAGAGACGUUUAAACUACCAGGUGAUAUUCAUGUUCUUUGCAAACAAGCUUGGGAAACCAUUGCCGACGUGGAGAUGGAAUCCGGCGGUUCAGGCAGCUCAGGAGAAAGUAGCAAAGAGGAACGACUGUGGACCUUUCUCCACAAUCUACGGGAACAAGUGAGGCUUCGCUUAUAUACACAGGGGUUUAUCAGUGGAAACACGAGCAUAAACUCGCUUGGAGAAGUUGAUUCUAAUUUUGCUAUGAGUGGUAUUGAUGGUACAAACCUGCUCGAGUCACUGUUCGGUGGUCAGCUUUCUUCGUUUGGAUUCAGUGGUAAUAGUGGCAUGGAUCUUUGA
Messenger RNA from Penicillium vulpinum, 1992 nucleotides. RefSeq names its product Zn(II)2Cys6 transcription factor. The transcript is spliced from 5 exons. NCBI's taxonomy places the organism in Eukaryota, Fungi, Ascomycota, Eurotiomycetes, Eurotiales, Aspergillaceae. Gene Ontology annotation, molecular function: zinc ion binding; DNA-binding transcription factor activity, RNA polymerase II-specific; DNA binding. The record is from RefSeq and is a predicted model, not a curated record. The coding region runs from base 1 to 1992 and encodes 663 amino acids. Gene Ontology annotation, biological process: DNA-templated transcription; regulation of DNA-templated transcription.